Molecule: messenger RNA, 2121 nt
Organism: Ctenopharyngodon idella (grass carp)
Lineage: Eukaryota; Metazoa; Chordata; Actinopteri; Cypriniformes; Xenocyprididae
Product: transmembrane O-methyltransferase homolog
Exons: 4
Coding region: 110-874 (254 amino acids)
Biological process (GO): dopamine metabolic process; catecholamine catabolic process; developmental process
Molecular function (GO): catechol O-methyltransferase activity
Source: RefSeq, a predicted model, not a curated record
GUAACAGGUGUGAGUGUCAGCCUCUCUUUAUCUUCACACACACACACACACACACACACACACACUGCGAGAGCUUCGUGUUCAUGUCACUGGUCACUGAUGGUCAGUGAUGUCUCUGCUGGUGUUCUCCGUGCCUCUGCUCCCGGUUGUGGCCGUGAUGACGGCUCUUUUCCGCUCACCGCUGUCGGCCCUGUGCCGUCAGGUGUAUUCUGGCAUACUGAAGCUUUCUCACAGGAAGGUCUGUGUCAGCUCCACUCACGCCUAUGUCUUCUCCAACUGCACCCACGGACAGGCUCAGAGUGUUCUGCUGACCUUUGACCUCUACUCCACCACACACGCCUCCUCCAACAUUGGCCCUCAGAAAGGAGCGUUUCUGGAUGAGAUUGUGACGCGUGAAGCUCCGCUGAGGGUUUUGGAGUUGGGGACACACUGUGGCUACGCUUCCGUCAGGAUUCUGCGUCUGCUCCCUCCGUCUGGAAAACUGCUGACUGUAGAGCUGGAUCCUCUGACAGCAGAUCGAGGGGAGGAGAUCAUACUAGUGGCAGGCUUCAAAAACCAGCAGUUUCAGGUGCUGACAUGCUCCUCGGCUGAGGCCAUCUCUUCUUUACCCUCUCACACUGGGAAUGAUGGUCUGGAUCUGGUUCUAAUGGAUCAUGACCCUGAGCUUUACCUUCAAGACCUGCUGGCCUUACAGAGAGGGAAUCUGCUCUCUACCUCCUGUGUUGUGUUGAUCAACAGAGCUCUGACGCCUGGAGCUCCAGACCUUCUGGAGUACGUGACAGCCAGACCGCAGAGCUUCAGCGUGGGCAGACAACUCCAUGGACUGAUGGAGAUACGCUGCCAUACAGGAAUGAGUCCUCAAACCCACAACUGAGUUCACAUUUCAGCACUUCUGCUUCCAUCGGCCCAAAGUCAGUGGGUUUCUGGUUAAACCCCUGAAAUAAGGUCUGUGGUUAACACAAGUUCAAGAUAUUCUCAUGUUUUAAUCUGUCAAACAGGAAAACUCCACUCAUCCACUCACCAUAAUUAUUAUAUGCUUGUUUAGUUUUAUCUUCUGAUAUGAUCUUCCUAGUCGAGUCUCAGGACUAAAGUGAUGUUAAUUCUGUUCAACUAAUGUUUAUUGCCCUACUGUUGUACUUUAGUUUGAACUUGUUCAAUAUAUAAAUGAAAUGAAUAUAAAUCUACUCACUACUCUUUGUCAAGAAAUUAUAGCUACUAUUAGUAAUUUAAGUGGAAAUUUCAGAACUUAUAAUUGUGAAUAAUUAAAAUAAGGUAUGUCAGAUCUCCAUAUCAUAUGGUGAAUGAUUAGUUGGAGGAAAAAGACUUGGAAAUCAUUGAAGAAACAGUUUUUGAAAAGAAACGCUCCACCUGGAGAAGUGUGCAGACGUUUUCUUUAUCACAGUUUUCUAUGGGAGGAAAACACUUAACGUGUAAUUAAACGUGUUGUUCAUAUUCUGGGCUCAUCUGCUCAUAGAUAUUAUGCUUUAUUAGUAUGAUGUUUACUGAGUUUGUCUUUUAAUAUCACUGUCUCAGUACAUUAAGACACAUUAAGAGUUUUUUCAUGUUAAGUUGUUCCUGAAAGUCUCAUUUCUUCUCGUCCACUGGUUGUUAUUAAGCGAGAACAUUGAUUGCACAAAUUGAACUGUUUUUUCUUCUAAAAAGAUCCAGAAGCUUGAAAAUACUCUUUAAUGUUCAUAUGCUAAUAAUUAUUCAGUUAUAAUUAGCUAAAGCUGAUAGUAUUUCUUUUUCUACGUCCAAGGUCAUAUUAAUUUGUUUUUUGUUAUUUAUAUAAAGUGUUAUUUGCGUCUGUAUUAUUCUCUCUCUCUCAUUCUUUUCUUUUUUUUCCCUCUCUCUUUUUGUGUGUGCUUUCCUGACAGGUUAAGGGUUACCACCUGUGCUCCAUUGGUCAUGUGAGCACUGCGUGCGCACUGAUUGGUGCAUUUCCUGCAUGCUAUUGCAUAAAAUUGCAGAGAAAUUUGCAUAAAAUUGUGCUAUACUUUCAUAUGAUAUAUAAACUAUUCAUGAUGCUUAAUUGUUUGGUUUCAAACUGUCUGUUUAUGGUUAGUUAUUGAGUCCACCCAAAUUUCAGAUUUAUAACAGCCUCUUACCCAGAGUAGUUGG